Molecule: messenger RNA, 1517 nt
Organism: Linum trigynum
Lineage: Eukaryota; Viridiplantae; Streptophyta; Magnoliopsida; Malpighiales; Linaceae
Source: the annotation of a GenBank genome assembly
CUAACAUAUUACCUUAGUCAGCUUUAUAGAUCUAUCUAUCUAUAUUAUUAAAAAGAAAAAAAAAACACAGUAUUCCAUUAAAUUCUGCCCUAGUUUGUGCAUGUUUCUUCGGCUUCUGUCAAAUCCUUGUUUGUUAUUUCUUUUUUAAGUGUAUGGAUUAAAAUACAUCCGCUCUGUUUUUUAAUACGUUAUACUCCCAUCAAGGAAACAGUAACAGCUGUUUUCAGGUUGUCUAUUAUCAAAAGGUCAACUUCAGUGACCAAUCACAGAUUAUCCCCAUCGCAAAUAAAUCAUUUAGCCUCCUCCUAGCUUGUUGACCUUCCUAUACGUUACCAUCAUUUCUAGAACCUCAACAGUAUAUUUGUUUUUUAAUAUAUACAAUGUAAGAAAACAAUGCGAUAUCCAUACUUAACUAAUCGUCCAACUCGAUCUCCCAACAACUUGAGUGAUUUCACGACGAAUAUCAUUCUGAUUCUAACUACGACGUAAAUUUUCCUGUCUACAUACGCAACAGUGAAGCACUGAGCGAGAUGAGCGCCAAGAUGGUGGAGCUGAACCUCCUCAUCAUGAAGAUGCUACUCACCAGCUACAACCUCGACGACGCCACAUCCCACGUGGCAGACACCACCGCCAGCUACUUACGCCUCAUGAAGUACAAAGUCCCGCCCGCCCCUCCCGCCGCCGACCACUACGCCGGGAUCGGGCUUUUGGCCCACACGGACAAGAACACCGUCACCAUCCUGGGCCAGAACGACGUCCAGGGCCUCGAGAUCCAGCCCAAGGACGACAACGACAGCUGGGUCCCGGUCGUGAUCCCCGAGGGCGCGUUCGUGGCCAUCGUCGGGGACGCGCUCAAGGCGUGGAGCAACGGGAUGGUCCACUCGGUUCGGCACCGGGUCGUGCUCAGAGGGGAGAAGGAGAGGUACACGUGGGGCAGCUUCUUGAUGCCCAAGGACGACUCGACCAUCGAGGCGCCGGAGAAGUUCGUCGACAAAGAGCACCCGCUGUUGUAUCGCGGCUUCACCUACGCCGAGUUCCUCUCUUACUUCGUCUCUACGUUGAAGGACGAUGCCCUCGAUGUUUUCGCUGGCUUGUCGACGUCGCCCGACGUCGAUGAUCGGGAUCAGCUGGCUGUUAACUGAGGGAGGAGCAUGCAUGCAUGGUUGCUGUCGGGGUUAACGUGGUGUCUGGUUAUAAAGUAAUGUUGGUGUGUUUCGUAAAGUUGUGAUUGUCUCGUAUGUUGAUUAAGCGUUGUGAAUUGUGAUUAAUAAUGUUGUCUCUCUUUUGUCGUGGUGGUUUUGGUAUGUAUAUUGUGUAUAUGCCUAGAGGGACAGUGGGAUACACUUGGGAAGUAAAGUAUUUAAUAUUAUUAUAUAUUGCUUGUGUGAUUGUUUGUAAGGAGGAAAAAAAAAGGAUCGAAUUAAAAGUGAAUGAAAGUUAUAUUUAUGUACUUUUGAGUUUUGUAUAGUGUAAAAUAGAUUGCUUGCAAAUAUCUGAAAUAAAAAAUAAGAUUAGGU